Chenopodium quinoa (quinoa) is the source of this 1237-nucleotide messenger RNA. RefSeq lists its product as uncharacterized. Lineage: Eukaryota; Viridiplantae; Streptophyta; Magnoliopsida; Caryophyllales; Amaranthaceae. The record is from RefSeq and is a predicted model, not a curated record. The transcript is spliced from 7 exons. Bases 425 to 907 code for a protein of 160 amino acids.
AAUAGAGGAGAGAGAAAGUGAAAAAGAGGAGAGAGAAAAUCAUAUAGAAGAAAAGUUUUGACUUUGGAAGUGUUACAUUUAUUGGGUGUGGGUGGGUGUAUUGGGUGUGGGUGGGUGUAUUGCAGUUUUCAUGUUUUUUAGUUUUAGGAUUUUUUUUAAUUGGGUUGUGUGUAAUUGGGCUUUUAGGCUGCGUCGUUACAUCUAUUUAAGGUGUACAAGGGUGCACGGACUAAUCGUUAACAAGGACAUCAUAAACUUGUUCCCUAUCGGGCACCAAAAAAAAUUGAAGUGAUUAUUGUAAACACAAGCCGUGCCUUCCUCCACCAUUUUCCCCAAAAUUGAACAAUCGAGCGCUAGGGUUAUUCAAAGUUUUCCAGAAAUUAAAUUCAGUCCACUCUCCAGGGGUUUAGUAUCAAUACCCAUAAUGUCAGAAUCAUCGGUGCUCAGUAAGAUGAUGAUGAAUUUUCGUGAAAGUUGCAGGUAUUAUACUGGUUAUCCCAAGGAUUUAGGACCAUCCCGUGUUAUACAUUUUACGUCGGAGCGUCAAUUUGUACAGAUUCUUCACCAAGGCUACCCUGUGGUUGUUGCUUUCACUAUUAGGGGAAAUUACACAAGACAUCUUGACAAAGUAUUAGAGGAGGCUGCGGCCGAGUUUUACCCUCAUGUCAAAUUUAUGAGAGUCGAGUGUCCUAAGUAUCCAGGCUUUUGUAUAACACGGCAAAGGAAGGAAUACCCAUUUGUUGAAAUUUUUCAUACCCCAGAGCAAGCUGCUGCCCCGGGAAGGGUUACUGAUCCAAAUGUCACUAAGUACUCCGUGAAAGUCUUGCCUUUCAGUCAUGACCUCAGUAAUUAUGGAUUUAGAGAAUUUUUCAAGCGCCACAAGAUUCAAAUGUCUAACCAGGAGUGAUCUCUAAUGAGGCCAUAGCUCUCUACACUGCAGUUCUUGAUAAGCUUCACCAUGGAAUAUGAACAACACUGUUGCGCCUGGUUUUUGGCCUAUUUACAAUUGCUUGAAUCUCUGUAUUAUCAUGUGCAGAAUUAGUUACCCUCGGAUAACUAUUUCUGAAUAUUUGAUUAAUAUUAAUAUCUUUGAAGGGGAGAAGAUGCAAUUUACUCAUUGGAAAAGGGAUAUACAUAGCAUUGCCUCAUUGCCUCCUGCCACCCGAAGCUGUAGCACGUGAAGCUGAAAUCUUGUUCUUUGCAAUGCUUUCCAGAUUUAAUCUAUCAAGCAAAUUGU